AUGGCUAGAGAAGGAAGGAACGAAAUCCUCAUCAGCUUUUCAUGCCUCAUACUUCUGUUCGGGGUGUCUUAUUCCCAGACAGACAGGUUGCUUCAAGGCCAAGUGCUCAAAGAUGGGGAUCAGCUGGUUUCUGCUUUUGGGAACUUCAGGCUGGGAUUCUUUAGCCCUGAGGGUACGAGAAACCGUUAUUUAGGAAUUUGGUACUAUAAACCUAAAGAUAGGAGUUGCCCAUUUGAAGAGUAUUCUUCUUGUUACAAUUACUUCUUAGAUAUGAAGUCUGCGGUAAAGAACAGGACUCGACCAGUGUGGGUUGCCAACAGGAAUACCCCAAUCUCAGACAAAUCUGGAAAACUUAUAAUAGACCGCGCUGAUGGCAAUUUGAAAAUUUUACACGGUAAGGGAAAUCCUAUUGUUAUAAGUUCAAUUCAAGCAGCGGGUAAUACAAGUGCUACUCUGGAGAAAAAUGGCAAUUUUGUGCUCUAUGAAAUGUAUUCAAAUGGAUCUAAGCUAGAAUUGUAGCCAAGCUUUGACUAUCCAACUGAUACACUUCUUCCAGGCAUGAAACUAGGAAUCAACAUGCAAACUGGGCAUAAAUGGUUUCUGCGGUCAUGGACUGCGGAUGGCUCUCCUGCCCAAGGGUCAUUUACACUUGGCAUGGACCCCAAUGUCACAAACCAGUUAAUCAUAUGGUGGGACGGUGACGCUUGGUGGAGGAGUGGGCUUUGGCAAAAUGGGAACGUCAGCAGCUUCUUCGAUUCUAAGAGAGACUACUCCUUCAGUUACACUACAAAUGAACAAGAAAAAUACUUCAGUUAUUCUGUAAAUGAAGAUGUGACUUCAUUUCCAAUACUGCAAAUUAGUUCCACCGGUGCUCUCAUAAAUGACCAAGAAUCGUCUGUUGCAAAUAGCCAGGACGACUACCCUGACUGUAGGGCAAAACUUAGUUAUUUCGAUAUAAGAACUGGUUGUAUGUCUGGAAAAGGAUUCAAGUUCAACAUGACCAUUGCUCAUUGCAAAGCCAAAUGCAUGAAGAAUUGUUCUUGUGUUGCCUUUGCCAGUACAAAUAAAAUUAAUGAUACUGGCUGCGAGAUCUGGAGUAGAGAGACAAAAUUCAUAGAGUCUUCCAGUCACGAUUCUCGCCAAAUAUAUAUGGAAGUUGUUAUACCCAAAAGGUCCAAUGCAGAAAAGAAUCCGAGGAGGAAAAACCUAAUCAUUGGAGGAGGAGUAGCUCUAGUGGUGCCCCUUUUGUGUUUCUUAUGCUAUCUAUUAAGGAGAAAAUACAAGGCUUCAGAGAAGUGGUGGCACUCACUGGGAGUAGUUCUAGUUAUACCUCUGUUAUGCUACUAUAGCUAUUUGAUUGGAAAAAAACUCAAGGCUAAAGUGGAAAGCAUAUGGAAUCGAUGGAAACUAUUACAUGAACUUGGAGAUAACAUCUCGGUGUCACUUCCGAUCAAAUUUGGAAAACGAAAAGCCCAAGAUAAAGAUCAGAAACAGGAUAUGAAGAUAUUUGAUUUCCAAAUCAUUGCUGCUGCAACAAACAAUUUCUCAACAACAAAUAAGCUUGGACAGGGUGGUUUUGGUCCAGUUUAUAAGGGCAAAUUACCAGAUGGGCAGGAAAUAGCGAUAAAGAAACUCUCAAAAACUUCAGGACAAGGAAUAGUGGAGUUUAAGAAUGAAGCUAAACUCAUUGCCAAACUUCAGCACACUAAUCUUGUAAGACUUCUAGGAUGUUCUCUUCAUGGAGGAGAAAGAAUUUUAGUCUAUGAGUACUUGCCUAACAAAAGCUUGGAUUUCUUCAUAUUUGAUUCUAGUAGGAAGAACAUUUUGAAUUUGAAGAAAAGUUUAAGUGUAAUUGAAGGAAUUGCUCAAGGACUUAUUUAUCUCCAUAAAUAUUCAAGAUUAAAAGUGAUUCAUAGAGACUUAAAAGCCAGCAACAUAUUACUAGAUGACCAAAUGAAUCCAAAAAUAUCAGAUUUUGGAAUGGCAAGAGCUUUUGGGGUGAAUGAGUUAGAAGCAAACACAAACAGAAUUGUUGGAACGCAUGGCUACAUGUCUCCAGAGUACGUUUUUAAUGGUGUUGUCUCAAUGAAAACUGAUGUAUAUAGUUUUGGAGUCAUGGUAUUAGAAAUUGUGAGUGGCAAGAAGAACAACGGUUGCUAUGAUACAGAGCGUCCACUCAACCUUGUUGGAUAUGCAUGGCAGCUGUGGAAUGAACGUAAAGGUUUAGAAUUGAUUGACCAAACAAUGGAUGGAUCUUGCCCUCCCAAUGAAGUGUCGAGAUACCUGAAUGUGGGUCUCUUGUGCGUGCAAGACCAGGCAAAGGAUAGGCCAACAAUGUCAGAGGUUGUUUGCAUGCUUACAAACGAGACUAUGGUUCUACCUACACCAAAGCAACCAGCGUUUUUCAUUAAUAAUAUUAUUUUUGAAGAGCCUGAAGUUCCUAAAAAUAGGUUUGAAAUUUGUUCAGUAAAUAAUGUAACAAUCUCAAAGAUGGAAGGAAGAUAG
Messenger RNA from Pistacia vera, 2505 nucleotides. RefSeq names its product G-type lectin S-receptor-like serine/threonine-protein kinase At1g67520. NCBI's taxonomy places the organism in Eukaryota, Viridiplantae, Streptophyta, Magnoliopsida, Sapindales, Anacardiaceae. The record is from RefSeq and is a predicted model, not a curated record. Gene Ontology annotation, molecular function: protein serine/threonine kinase activity; ATP binding. The transcript is spliced from 8 exons. Gene Ontology annotation, biological process: protein phosphorylation.